This is a messenger RNA of Dentiscutata heterogama, 888 nucleotides long. Lineage: Eukaryota; Fungi; Glomeromycota; Glomeromycetes; Diversisporales; Gigasporaceae. The record is from the annotation of a GenBank genome assembly.
CCGAUCGAUCAAGAAAUCGAAGGUGCAAAAGAAUAUUUAAAUUCAUUAACAAAUUUUUUUACUUUUAUUGAUGCAUAUAUAAAGGCAAAAAUUAAUGUAAUAGAAAGUAAAAGAGAGUGCACGCGUAUUAAAUUGCAGGUAGAAACAUUAAAAAUGAAAGAAAAUCGACUUAAAAGUAUGAUUGAAAAGUUCGAAACCAACCAAGUUGACUAUAACAAAAUUGAACUAUUUUUAUUCGAACGUCUUAUUAAUAUUAAGUGUUGGAUGAUGAUAUACAUGGAAAAUUAUAUUGGUGCUUACGAAUAUUGGUCUCUUUCUAAAUCUGAACUGAAUCUUUCAAUUAUUAAAAUAUUUUCCGAACACAGAAAUGACAUAGAAAUGAUUAACAGAGAACUUGAAUCAUCUUAUCUUUCAUUUCAAGAUCAGCCACAACUUUUUAAGCGUUCAAUUAUAAUUAAUGAAGAAAAGUAUAUUGAAGAAUUUAAACGUAAUAGAUGCAUUACAUAUGAAAUUUCUCUAGAUCAUAAGGAAUUAUCAAUGAUAGAUCAUGCUCUGCUUCGUGCAUUUAGAGUAUUUUUGGAGGGAAUUGACUCAGCAGAUAAUGAAAUUUCUCUUAAAAUUAGUAACAAUGGAUUAUAUUCUAAUAAAAAAGAAGGGAAAGACCUUUAUUUUAGAUCGAAAAUUAGAAAACCUAAAGUAUUUAUGUAUAAAUCUUGUGACAUUAUAACAGCUGAUCAUACAUUUGAUGGAAGUAAUAUUUAUUUUAUACCAACGCCUUUCAGUCAAUGGACAAUUAAACUUAUUAACAAAGACCUUGAUUUGUCUAAGCUCGUGUCAAUUAGAAUUAAAAUGGAUAUUGAUGGUUUUUUUAGAGAUAAUAAUGAUUAG